This is a messenger RNA of Hypomesus transpacificus, 735 nucleotides long. It is a transcript of the gene tmsb4x, whose product is annotated as thymosin beta 4 X-linked. Gene Ontology annotation, cellular component: cytoplasm. Gene Ontology annotation, molecular function: actin monomer binding. Bases 122 to 250 code for a protein of 42 amino acids. NCBI's taxonomy places the organism in Eukaryota, Metazoa, Chordata, Actinopteri, Osmeriformes, Osmeridae. The transcript has 3 exons. Gene Ontology annotation, biological process: actin filament organization; regulation of cell migration. The record is from RefSeq and is a predicted model, not a curated record.
UGCAUAUGGGGGGGGUAUAAAAUCCUUCGUUUGCUCAACGAGUGCACGUUUGAGCUCUGCAUUGAUAGGAGUUCACACGUAGACCUACCUUCUAACAAUCCAACUCCGACCACUUGCAAACAUGUCUGACAAGCCCGAUUUGGCAGAAGUCACCAACUUCGACAAAACCAAGCUGAAGAAGACUGACACGCAAGAGAAAAACCCCCUGCCCUCCAAAGAAACAAUUGAACAGGAGAAGGCGGCGUCAUAAUGAGGAAGCGGUUCUCUCUAUGCACUGUACAUUCCACAAGCAUUGCCUUUUUUUUCACCCCUUAGCUGUAUAUCUGUCUAACCGAAAACCAUGUUGCAUUGUGAUUGGACAAAAGUAGAGACGUACAAGCCACGCCCUGCGUACAGACCCUGCCCAGCUUCCCUAGAUCCCCUUUUUUUACAAGAAUGAGAACUUGUGACUGGCAGCCUGAUGAGAUCUUUGCUUGUCCUUUUGUCACUUUGGCCCUUGAUCACCUGUCCCCAUGACGACAUCUGUCUCACACUGCAUGUGUGAGGGGGUAGAGCAAUGGUGUGCUUGAACCACCCAGGGACCUGCAUGUCUGUCAUCUAGAAUAGUAUGGCUUCUGGUGACCUGUGAAAUGCUUUAAAAUCAAACUGUUGGGUUUAAAUUGUUUUUGUAUAAGUUCAAUUAUUGGAAUGCACAAGUUUGUUUUGAUAUGCAAAUAAAAAAAUUAAAUAAGUGAA